Messenger RNA from Theobroma umbraticum, 878 nucleotides. RefSeq names its product Ribosomal protein L22p/L17e family protein. Gene Ontology annotation, molecular function: structural constituent of ribosome. The record is from RefSeq and is a predicted model, not a curated record. Gene Ontology annotation, cellular component: cytosolic large ribosomal subunit; ribosome. NCBI's taxonomy places the organism in Eukaryota, Viridiplantae, Streptophyta, Magnoliopsida, Malvales, Malvaceae. Gene Ontology annotation, biological process: cytoplasmic translation.
AACGCAACUCAAUUCGCCGCUCGUCCCUUUCUUCUGCUAGUGCUAGGCAGACCACCCGGAAAAAGGCAGCAGAAGCAGCAACCAGAUCAGCCGCCAUGGUGAAGUAUUCAAGGGAACCCGAUAAUUCCACUAAGUCCUGCAAGGCAAGGGGCUCUGAUCUUCGGGUUCAUUUCAAGAACACAAGGGAGACUGCCUUUGCCAUAAGAAAGUUGCCUUUGGGUAAGGCUAAGAGGUAUUUGGAGGAUGUUAUGGCCCACAAGCAGGCCAUACCCUUCCGACGCUUCUGUGGUGGUGUCGGACGUACAGCUCAGGCAAAGAACAGGCAUUCUAAUGGACAAGGUCGCUGGCCUGUAAAAUCUGCCAAGUUCAUUCUAGACUUACUGAAAAAUGCUGAGAGUAAUGCUGAGGUUAAGGGUUUAGAUGUCGAUGCACUCUAUAUUUCUCACAUCCAAGUAAACCAGGCUCAGAAACAGAGGCGUCGUACCUACCGUGCUCAUGGAAGAAUCAACCCAUACAUGUCUUCUCCUUGCCACAUUGAAUUGAUUUUGUCUGAGAAGGAAGAAUCUGUUAAGAAAGAGCCUGAGACCCAACUGGCAGCUAGCAAGUCUAAGAAGUCCCAAGCUCUGCGCAGUGGUGUUUCCUCUUGAGUUGAAGUUUAAAAUUUUAGUCAGUGAAGGGGUGCUUCUCGACUUUGAUUUCUUACCUAGAGGAAGUUUUGAUAUUUUUCAAAAUAGAAUGAGUUGUUGUUUAGAUGUAUUGGAUGGUUUCUUGUGUUUUCAAACUUUGUUUAGUCAAAUGUCAUUUGAGAUUUUUCUUGGAGAUUUCUGUUUAAUCUUAGUCUAAUUAUAAAGUUUUAUAGAAGUUGCAUUUGUGAUUGA